Messenger RNA from Heterocephalus glaber (naked mole-rat), 1399 nucleotides. RefSeq names its product G protein-coupled receptor 142 (gene Gpr142). Gene Ontology annotation, molecular function: G protein-coupled receptor activity. Gene Ontology annotation, cellular component: plasma membrane. NCBI's taxonomy places the organism in Eukaryota, Metazoa, Chordata, Mammalia, Rodentia, Bathyergidae. The record is from RefSeq and is a predicted model, not a curated record. Gene Ontology annotation, biological process: G protein-coupled receptor signaling pathway.
UUUGAGGGGAGCAGAGGCCAAAGCAGGUGGAGAGCCCUCAUCCCAGACUGGCCCGGCCCACUACGCCUCCCUACCCCUGGGGACUCAGUUUCCCCACCCGAAAGAAGGCUAGGACCAUCCCAGGGUCAGCAGUGCUGCCCUGGGGAGGGAUGUUCCUGGCGUAGGAAACGGGAACCUAGUCGCGGGAACCUAGUCGCGGCCACUCCUGAGAGAGGAGGUGGCUGGGUGUGGAGCUGUGCAGCUGCUGGGAGCCACCUGGGUCAGCAUCGCCCGCACUUCUUAAAGGCACAGGAGGGCGAGGAGCCCAGCGAGCAGCAUGGUCUCCACCCCCGAGGGCUUCUUCCUGGCACCUGGCGAGGGCCGCAUAGCUGGCCGGCCACCCGUGACCCUGCUGACCACACCCAACGCCAGUGUGCCAGGCGGGGAGUUUGCAGGCCCCUGGCCAGAGAUCCCAGAGAGGUCCCCGUGUGUGGCUGGGGUCAUCCCUGUCAUCUACUACAGCGUCCUGCUGAGCCUGGGGCUGCCUGUCAACCUUGUGACCACAGUGGCCCUGGCCCGCCUCGCCGCCAGAACCAGGAAGCCCUCCUACUACUACCUUCUGGCGCUCACGGCCUCAGACAUCAUCACCCAGGUGGUCAUCGUGUUCGUGGGCUUCCUCCUGCAGGGCGCCGUGCUGGCCCGCCAGGUCCCCCAGGCUGUGGUGCGCACGGCCAACAUCCUGGAGCUUGCUGCCAACCACGCCUCGGUGUGGGUCGCUGUCCUGCUCACGGUGGACCGCUACAAAGCCCUGUGCCAACCCCUGAGCCACCGGGCCACCUCGUCCCCUGGCCAGACCCGCCGGGCCAUUGCUGUUGUCCUCAGCGCAGCGCUGCUGACCGGCGUCCCUUUCUACUGGUGGCUGGACGUGUGGAGUGACACGGACCCGCCUGGCGCGCUGGACGAGGCCCUCAAGUGGGCGCACUGCCUUCUAGUCUACUUCAUCCCCUGCGGUAUCUUCCUGGUCACCAAUUCGGCCAUCAUCUUCCGACUCCGAAAGAGGGGCUGGAGUGGGCUGCGGCCUGCAGUGGGCAAGAGCACAGCCAUCCUCCUGGGCCUCACCUCGCUCUUCACCCUCCUUUGGGCCCCGCGGAUCGUUGUCAUGCUCUACCACCUGUACGUGGCCCCCGUCCACCGGGACUGGAGGGUGCACCUGGCCUUGGACGUGGCCAACAUGGUGGCCAUGCUCAACACCGUGGUCAACUUCGGCCUCUACUGCUCCGUCAGCAAGAGCUUCCGGGCCACCGUCCAACAGGUGAUCCACAGUGCCCCCCUGCCCUGCACCCCGAGGUCACGGCUGGACGGCACAGUGGGGGACCCCGUGCUGAAGCCCUUAGGACUCCUCAGAGAGGCAGAACUGUAG